AUGGCGCUCGAGAAGAAGGAAAUCACCCCUUCUCCUCCCUGCCCACAAGAGCAUGAAAAGGGCACUAUCGAGAACCUCCAACUAGACCGUCUAGGCUAUAAACAAGAACUACGCCGCAACCGCUCAGUCCUAACUCUCCUCUUCCAAACCCUCGCCAUAGCAGCAAUCCCCUACGGCGAAGGCUCAGCCCUCCUCUCCGCCAUCUACGGUGGCGGUCCCCUUUCAAUCUUCAUAGGCUGGAUAGUCGUCUGCCUCCUCGAUCAAUGUGUUGCCCUAUCCCUCGCCGAGCUCUCCUCCCGCUACCCAACCUCCGCAGGCCCGUACUACUGGACCUUCCAAAUAUCCAACAAAACAACCCUCUCCUUCAUCAACGCCUGGAUCUGGCUAAUCGGCAACUGGACCAUAACCCUCUCCGUAAACUUCGGCUUCGCCUCGAUGCUCUCAGCAACAAUCUCAAUCUACCACCCAACAUGGUCAGCAUCCAGCUGGCAACUCCUCCUAAUCUUCUACGCAGUCUGCCUCGCCUCCCUAGCGAUCUGCAUCUUCGCAAAUGACCACCUCCCCCUAGUCGACACCCUCUGCGCAUCCUGGACCCUCCUCACAAUAAUAAUCAUCCUAAUCGCCCUUUCCAUCAAAGCGGACACAGGCCGCCACUCAGCAUCAUACACCCUAUCCCACUACGACAAAUCCUUCGCCGGCUGGGGAAACUUCACUUUCUUCAUCGGCCUCCUCCCAGCUGCAUACACCUUCUCUGCAAUAGGCAUGAUCUCCUCAAUGGCAGAAGAAUGCACAAACCCAGCAAUCAAAGUACCCCGCGCAAUAGCUCUCUCCGUCCCCGUCGGCGGAACAGCAGGCCUAUUCUUCAUCAUCCCAAUUUGUGCAACCCUACCCCCGCUACAAGACAUCAUAAACGCCCCAGCAGGUCAAGCCCUCCCUUACAUCCUGGCUCGCGUAAUGGGUUCCCCCGCCGGCGGUCUCGGCCUCGUCUCCCUCGUCCUGGUUAUAACAGUCUUCUGCUCGAUUAGCAUAACAGUUGCCGCGUCGCGCGCAACCUGGGCCGUCGCCCGUGAUGACGCCGUUCCGCUGGCGAGACUGUGGGCGCGUGUUGACCAGCGCUGGGGCGUGCCGGUUUGGGCGUUGGUUUUGUUGACGGGGAUUCAAAUGUUGUUGGGGUUGAUUAAUCUCGGGAGUACGAGUGCGUUUACUGCGUUUGUGUCGGUCGGCGUUAUUGCGCUUGCGACGGCUUAUGCUAUUCCUAUAUUUUUGAGUUUAUGGUGUGGCCGUGAGGAGGUUGCUAAGGCGCCGUGGAACUGUGGGGGUGUUGGGAGAUUUGUUAAUGUUAUUUCGUUGGCUUGGAUUGCGUUUGAGUUGGUGCUGUUUAGUAUGCCGACUGCUUUGCCGGUUACGGCUGUGUCGAUGAAUUAUGCCUCGGUUGUUUUUGUCGGGUUUAUGGCUAUUUCGGCGGUCUGGUAUGUGGUUUAUGCGAGGAAAUGUAAGUUCUUUUGGAUCGGACUGGGAAUUUAUGCUGACAGUUUAGUAGAUUAUAAGGGUCCGCCUGAGUCGGAUGCUCUCUAA
Molecule: messenger RNA, 1575 nt
Organism: Penicillium egyptiacum
Lineage: Eukaryota; Fungi; Ascomycota; Eurotiomycetes; Eurotiales; Aspergillaceae
Source: the annotation of a GenBank genome assembly